GCCCACCUUGCAAACUACUCCGCUAGUAUCAACUACAACACCUACCUACCAAACAUCAACCAUCAAUCAUCCAACAUGCUCGGCCGCCGCACCGCCCGCACCGCUCCUCGCACCACCACGCGCACCACCCGCGCAAAGCCCAGUCUGGCUUCCAGGCUAAUGGGCCCCAAGACGAGGACUUCAACUCGUCGCACUCCAGCUACCACCACCACCACGACAACCACGACCAGGACCACGCGCCACCACGGCGGUGCCACUACCGGCCGUCGCGGUCACCACACCACCGCUGCUCCCGUCCACCACCACAAGCGCCACGCUACCAUGGGCGACAAGGUCUCUGGUGCGUUGAUGAAGCUCAAGGGUAGCUUGACUCACAGGCCUGGUGUCAAGGCUGCUGGUACCAGACGCAUGCACGGCACUGAUGGACGAAACGCUCGCCGCGUCUAUUAG
Periconia digitata is the source of this 450-nucleotide messenger RNA. Lineage: Eukaryota; Fungi; Ascomycota; Dothideomycetes; Pleosporales; Periconiaceae. The record is from the annotation of a GenBank genome assembly.